AUGGCUAAAGGCGCUUUCGAUUGCCUGGGUGUUUUCGGGGUAAAGCCCGAACCGGCCUCGUUCGAACGAGGCCGGCCGAAGGCCGCCGUGCCGCCGCGCGCGCCUCCGGUCCCUACCCGCGCCCCCUCCUCUCCUCACUCCACGAGUGGAGUCUGUCGCGGACCUUCGCCGCCGCCGCUGCCGCCCCGUUCUACUCGGGCGUGCCCGAUCCCGUGCCCAAGGUCCUCUACGACGACGGUGCCGCCGCCGGCCCCUCGAGGCCCUGCCGCCUCCGCCGACGUCCUCCAGCCCCCUCCCGCCGUGUCCUCCGAGUCCCGCCGCCGCCGCGCUCCUUUUCCGGCGUGUGCCAAAGCCGAGCCCGAGCCCAACCUCCCGACGUCCGCCGAGCGCGCCGCCGUCGCCGCGAGCCCCGCCGAGCCCCGUCUCCGCCGGCUGACGGACUCCAGCCCCUCCACGGUGUCCCCACCGGGUCCCGUCGCCGCUGCGCUCCCUCUCCGGCGCCCGAACGGAGCCUGGCUCGCCCAGACCCCGCCGGUGCCGACCGGCUCCGCCGCUGCCGCCGCGAAGCCCCGCCGCCGCUGGCCGCCCUUCCUCGCGGGCCCGUGCCCCCUACAGCCGCCUUCGCUAGAGUCCGCCACCGCCGCGCGCCCGUCGCCGACGUUGGGUCGAGCCGAACUCGAGCCGGACCCGACGACGUUCGCCGACCUCGCCGACACCGCCGUGUCCACUGCCGCCGCCAGCCGCCCUUACUCAACGGCCUCGUGCCACUUCAGAUCCCCCCCCCCCAGACGUCCUCUGCGUCGGGGCCCGGAAGUGUGUUGGGCUCUCCUCUCUCCCUCUCUCUUUCUCUACCUCUUUCUCUCUUCACCACCGACGCGCCGCCAACCGGCCGGCCCCGAGUCAGCCGCCGCCGGACCCGUGCGCGUCGUCCACGUCCCCUUCCUCUCCCUCCGCCGACCCGAUCCCGUUCCGAUCCCAAUCCCAUGGUGCCAGUUUUGGGAUCCUUGGUGA
Messenger RNA from Ananas comosus (pineapple), 1011 nucleotides. RefSeq names its product vegetative cell wall protein gp1-like. NCBI's taxonomy places the organism in Eukaryota, Viridiplantae, Streptophyta, Magnoliopsida, Poales, Bromeliaceae. The coding region runs from base 1 to 1011 and encodes 336 amino acids. The transcript is spliced from 2 exons. The record is from RefSeq and is a predicted model, not a curated record.